UUACAAUAUUUAAUGUAAAAUUAAAUAUAAAUUCUUAUUUCUUUAAAAUAUAAUCUAAGAAUCACUUUAGAUACUAAAUGCAUGCUUCAAUCAUACAAGGUGUGAGGAGGUUGAAGAAGAAGUGAACAAGAUGAAAUGUGCAGUCAAAGAAAAGGAAAAUGCUUUAAAUAAAGAGAGAGCAGAAUUCAUAAAUAUGAUUUUAGAACUCACAAAUAUAAUAAACAUACAGAAAAGAAGGAUAUGUAAAGUAACUGGUAUAUGUAAUAAACAACAAAAUAACAUACAUGAGAAAGAUAAAAAAUUAUCUCAAAAAAGUAAAUAUAAAGAAAAAAUCAAAUAUAAAAAAUUAAAUUAUGAUUUUAUAUUAAAUUAUGAUUUAAUUUAUAUUAAUAGGAUAUUGAAUUAUCAGAGAUAAAAACAGUAUUGCACUCAAAUAAUUGUACUUUUAAAGAAAUGGAAGAGAAAAUAAAACAUUUGCAACAUUGUUUAUGUGAAGAAAGACAGACUUGUGAUUGUUUAAAACAGGAAUUAGAAACUAGAAAAGAAAAUCAUUUGUCUGAAUUGAGAAUAAAAGAAAAAAUGAUAGAUGAUCAAAAUAAAACAAUCUCAAAACAGAAAAAGUUAUUGCAUGAUAGUGAAGAGAUAGUUCAACAAGUUGCUUCUGAAUUUAAUGAACUUAAAGAUGAAUUACAUAAAGAAAAACAAAAGAAUGAAUCUUUGCAAAUAACAUUAGAUCAGACUGAUAGUAAAUUAAGCAUUUUAUCCCAAUGUGAUCAAUGUAAAAAACUUACAGCUGAAAUAGAUUAUUUGAAAAAAGAAAAACAGAAAGCAAUUGCUAUUGCAAAAUGUGCUUAUCAAAAGCUACAUCAAAAUGUAAAAGAAUAUCAAAAAAAGCUUAUUUGUGAAAGAAAACAGCACAGAUAUAUGCAAUUGAUUAUUGAAAGAAAAGAACAUGAAAUAGGAUGUUUAAGAAAUCAAAUGUGUUACAAUAAUAUGAAAAUUAUUUAAAAAUAAAUAGUUAAUGUAGUAUACACACAAUUAAAUUUAGUUGUAAUUAUGUUGAAAGUUUUUAAAAUAUUCAAUAUAAUUAUAUAUAAAUAAAUACUUGAUAGUAUUUAUGUAUUUCAUAAUAUAUAUAUUCUAUUUUUGACAACUUACAUAUAAAGCAUAAAUAUAGACUUUAUAUUGUAAAUAUGUACAAUAUACGAUGUUGAAUCAA
Molecule: messenger RNA, 1219 nt
Organism: Apis florea (little honeybee)
Lineage: Eukaryota; Metazoa; Arthropoda; Insecta; Hymenoptera; Apidae
Source: RefSeq, a predicted model, not a curated record